AUGGCCUCCCAUCCCGAAGAACACAAGAAAAAGGUCAACUUGACCGACCCUUCUGGUGCUGACGUCAAACAUGAGGACGACACUGCGACGGCGAUCCUCAAGAAGAAGAAGAAGCCUAAUCAGUUGAUGGUCACCGAUGCUGUCAACGAUGACAAUAGUAUUAUCGCCUUGUCGGAAGCCACAAUGGACGCUCUGCAGCUAUUCAGAGGCGACACAGUCUUGGUUCGAGGCAAGAAGAGAAAGGACACGGUCCUUAUAGUCCUCGCCGAUGAGGAGCUUGAUGAUGGCAGCGCCCGAAUCAACAGAGUCGUCCGUCACAAUCUCCGUGUCAAGCACGGUGAUAUGAUUACCAUUCUUCCUUGCCCGGACAUCAAAUAUGCCAAAAGAAUUGCCGUUCUGCCCAUUGCUGAUACCGUCGAGGGCAUCACCGGCUCCCUCUUUGACGUUUUCCUCGCUCCGUACUUCCGGGAGGCGUACCGACCUGUUCGCCAAGGCGACCUUUUCAUAGUACGCGGCGGCAUGCGGCAAGUCGAGUUCAAGGUGGUCGAGGUCGAUCCGCCAGAGUACGGCAUCGUUGCGCAAGAUACCGUUAUUCACUGCGAAGGCGAUCCCAUCGAGCGGGACGAGGAAGAGAACAACUUGAACGAGGUUGGAUACGAUGAUAUCGGUGGUUGCCGUAAGCAGAUGGCUCAGAUUCGAGAAAUGGUCGAGCUGCCGUUGCGACACCCUCAGUUGUUCAAGUCGAUCGGCAUCAAACCUCCCCGCGGCGUUCUGCUGUACGGACCUCCGGGUACUGGCAAGACGCUCAUGGCUCGUGCGGUAGCCAACGAGACUGGUGCAUUCUUCUUCCUCAUCAACGGUCCCGAGAUCAUGUCCAAGAUGGCCGGCGAAUCCGAGUCCAACCUGCGGAAAGCCUUUGAGGAAGCCGAGAAGAACUCACCGGCCAUCAUCUUCAUUGACGAAAUUGAUUCAAUCGCGCCCAAGCGUGAGAAGACCAACGGCGAGGUCGAGCGACGAGUUGUCUCGCAGCUUCUGACUCUGAUGGACGGCAUGAAGGCCCGAUCCAACGUCGUCGUCAUGGCCGCCACCAACCGACCCAACUCGAUUGAUCCGGCUCUGCGACGAUUCGGCCGCUUCGACCGGGAAGUCGACAUUGGCGUCCCCGACCCAACCGGUCGUCUCGAGAUUCUCCAGAUCCACACCAAGAACAUGAAGCUUGGCGACGACGUCGACCUGGAGCAAAUCGCGGCCGAGACGCACGGUUACGUGGGCUCCGACGUGGCUGCCCUCUGUUCCGAGGCUGCCAUGCAGCAGAUCCGAGAGAAGAUGGACCUUAUCGAUCUCGACGAGGACACCAUUGACGCCGAGGUUCUCGAUUCCUUGGGUGUUACCAUGGAGAACUUCCGCUUCGCCCUCGGCGUCUCCAACCCGUCGGCCCUCCGUGAGGUCGCCGUUGUCGAGGUUCCCAACGUUCGCUGGGAGGAUAUCGGUGGGCUCGAGGCGGUCAAGCAAGAUCUCCGAGAGCAGGUUCAGUACCCUGUCGACCAUCCCGAAAAGUUUCUCAAGUUUGGCUUAUCCCCAUCCCGAGGUGUGCUCUUCUACGGUCCGCCCGGUACCGGUAAAACCAUGUUGGCCAAGGCUGUUGCCAACGAGUGUGCCGCCAACUUCAUCUCGGUCAAGGGUCCCGAGCUUCUCAGCAUGUGGUUUGGUGAAUCAGAGAGCAACAUCCGCGACAUUUUCGACAAGGCCCGAGCUGCGGCUCCCUGCAUCGUCUUUCUUGACGAGCUGGAUUCAAUUGCAAAGGCUCGCGGCGGCUCUGUCGGAGAUGCCGGUGGUGCUUCCGAUCGCGUCGUCAACCAGCUCUUGACGGAAAUGGACGGCAUGACCUCCAAGAAGAAUGUGUUUGUCAUUGGUGCUACCAACAGACCAGAGCAGCUCGAUCCCGCCCUGUGUCGUCCCGGGCGUCUCGACUCCCUCAUCUACGUGCCACUUCCCGAUGAGGUUGGCCGCCUGAGCAUCCUGAAGGCUCAGCUCCGCAAGACGCCUGUUUCUUCGGAUGUUGACCUGGGCUACAUAGCCAGCAAGACGCACGGCUUCUCCGGUGCUGAUCUGGGAUUCAUCACCCAACGCGCCGUCAAGAUUGCCAUCAAGGAAGCAAUCACUGCCGACAUUGAGAGAACCAAGGCUCGCGAGGCCGCCGGUGACGAAAUGGACAUGGAUGAGGACGCCGAAGAUCCCGUUCCCGAGCUGACCAAGGCUCACUUCGAGGAGGCCAUGCAGAUGGCUCGCAAGUCUGUCAGCGACGUCGAGAUUCGACGGUACGAGGCCUUUGCUCAGCAGAUGAAGAAUGCCGGUCCUGGUGCUUUCUUCAAAUUUCCCGAAGCCGGUGCUGACGGGCAGGCUUCGGGCAAUGGUGGCAACGGCUUUGGUGAUGCCGGCAACGACGACGAUCUCUACGACUAG
This is a messenger RNA of Ustilaginoidea virens, 2463 nucleotides long. RefSeq lists its product as uncharacterized. NCBI's taxonomy places the organism in Eukaryota, Fungi, Ascomycota, Sordariomycetes, Hypocreales, Clavicipitaceae. The transcript is spliced from 6 exons. The coding region runs from base 1 to 2463 and encodes 820 amino acids. The record is from RefSeq and is a predicted model, not a curated record. Gene Ontology annotation, molecular function: ATP hydrolysis activity; ATP binding; polyubiquitin modification-dependent protein binding. Gene Ontology annotation, cellular component: cytosol; nucleus; VCP-NPL4-UFD1 AAA ATPase complex. Gene Ontology annotation, biological process: retrograde protein transport, ER to cytosol; mitotic spindle disassembly; autophagosome maturation.